AUGAACUCAGAGGCCUCAUUAGGAGCUUUUUUUUCGGCAGUACGAAAAGGUCGCGCCGUCAUUGUCGAAGGACUACUUGAGAAAGGCAUUGAACCCAACUCGAGGGACAUGUAUAAUCAGACAGCAUUAUCUCUGGCCGCCGCGAAUGGGAAUGAGAGCGUAGCCAAGCUUCUGGUCAAGCAUGGUGCCACCAUUGAUUCCGAGGAUGACUACAGUCGGUCGCCGUUGUGGCUGGCUGCCGAGAAGGGGCACCUAGAGAUCGUUGAGCUGCUUUUGGAGAAUGGCGCCGAUGCUAAUUCGAAGAGCAACUCCGGCCAAACACUUCUGCAACGGGCUGUCCAAAGAUCGAACAAAGAGCUCGUUGAGCUACUACUAGACAAUGGCGCUGAUAUCGAGGCGAAUAGUUCCUCUGGCCAGACGCUUCUGUCAUUAGCUGUUAAGAAAGGGCGUGCCGGAAUCGUUGAGCUGCUGCUUCAAAAUGGCGCCGGCGUCGAGUUAAAGAGCCAGUCUGGACAAGACCUCCUUUGGUGGGCUGCGAAGAGAGGCAACGGGGAGAUUGUUAAGCUUCUGCUUGAGAAUGGUGCUCCUACCGAGUGCGAAGGGGAGAAACAUACGCUGCUGCAGUGGGCUGCCAAGAGAGGCAAUGAGGUCAUUACCAAGCUGCUGCUAGACAACGGCGCCGACAUCGAGGCCACACGUUACAUGGUUCCGACACCGCUAUUAUUAGCCGCUUGCCAUGGGCACGAGCAGGUUGUUUAUCUGCUUCUAGAGAAUGGCGCUAAUACUGAGGUGACGAAUAAAUUUCGACUAACACCACUCUUAUUAGCUACUGUCAGAAAUCACGAGGCCGUCGUUAGGCUGCUGCUAGAGAAUGGAGCCGAAAUUCCUCCAUUUGUCGAAUCUAAAGAACAACCAGCAGCACUAUUAUUAGCCAUUGAAAGAGGUAACGAGGCUAUUGUUAAGCUACUGCUUGAGAACGGCGCUGAUCUUGAUGAUCCGGGUUACGGUAGUCAUAUUGAGGCGACAGGAAGGAUUUCUUAUACACCACUAUCAUUAGCUGCUAAGAUUGGCCAUAAGGAAAUUGUUAAGCUGCUGCUACGUAAUGGCGCUGAUAUUGAGGCGAAAGGUGUGUAUAACGAUACACCGCUCAGAUUAGCUGCCAGGUAUAACCAUGAGGAAAUUUUCAAUCUGCUAUUAGAGAAGGGCGCUCUGCCACUAGAGAAGGAGUCUGAUGUUCGGUGGAUAGCUGAGAAACAUUGGUAA
Metarhizium brunneum ARSEF 3297 is the source of this 1263-nucleotide messenger RNA. RefSeq names its product Ankyrin repeat and KH domain-containing protein 1. Lineage: Eukaryota; Fungi; Ascomycota; Sordariomycetes; Hypocreales; Clavicipitaceae. Gene Ontology annotation, molecular function: protein binding. The record is from RefSeq and is a predicted model, not a curated record.